This is a messenger RNA of Penicillium samsonianum, 728 nucleotides long. Its product is annotated as Large-conductance mechanosensitive channel. The record is from RefSeq and is a predicted model, not a curated record. The transcript is spliced from 4 exons. Lineage: Eukaryota; Fungi; Ascomycota; Eurotiomycetes; Eurotiales; Aspergillaceae. Gene Ontology annotation, biological process: monoatomic ion transport; intracellular water homeostasis. Bases 48 to 653 code for a protein of 201 amino acids. Gene Ontology annotation, molecular function: mechanosensitive monoatomic ion channel activity.
GCUCUCUUGAGAUUUACGAGGUUCACAAGCUGCCCCGUAAACCCAACAUGCGUGGUCUCGACGAAAGCACCGACGUCUUUUUACGUACUGGCCAGAAGGCCCAGGAGCAAGUGCGACAUGCUUGGGAUGGCUUUAUAAAUUUCGCGGCGAGGGAUAAUGUUCUUGAGGUUGCGUUGGGUUUGAUUAUUGCUAAUGCGUUCACUAAAGUCGUCACAUCUUUCGUAACAGACAUGGUUCUACCGAUUGUCUCUCUGUUGCCAUUUCUGAACCGAAACAUGGAUCAGAAAUUCGCGGUUCUCUCCAAGGGUCCGAAUUUCGACCAGCAGAAUGGGUAUAACACCCUCUAUCAAGCGAGAGAAGAUGGAGCACUGGUUCUGGCUUAUGGACUGUUUAUCGAGACAGUUAUCAACUUCCUGGGUGUCAGCCUUACUCUGUACGCGGUCGGACAUUUGUACAUGUUGAUCUUUCACGACAAGGUCAUUAAGCCUACUGUCCGGUGUCCAUACUGCAAGCAGUAUAUCGGUGAAUCGGCGCUUCGCUGUCGCCAUUGCUCAACGUGGCAAGACGGAAGGGAAGAUGAGCCUCGGAGUGAUAAAAGAUCUCGCGAGGAACUGGCUGAUGCCGAGCCGAGUUUUUCUGGGGAAAUUCCCUAGGUGGUACUAGACGGCGGGCGUUUGUGAGGCAUAGACACCGUGAUAUGGAGGCAGUCUCUUUUCGCAUUUGUUGCA